This is a messenger RNA of Salvia splendens (bonfire salvia), 1450 nucleotides long. RefSeq lists its product as uncharacterized. The transcript is spliced from 3 exons. The coding region runs from base 77 to 1243 and encodes 388 amino acids. NCBI's taxonomy places the organism in Eukaryota, Viridiplantae, Streptophyta, Magnoliopsida, Lamiales, Lamiaceae. Gene Ontology annotation, molecular function: nucleic acid binding; zinc ion binding. The record is from RefSeq and is a predicted model, not a curated record.
UUGAAAAUUUCCAAAUUCGUCGUUCUUUGUUUUUGUGAAGUUGUUCGCUUUGAGGCAUUGCUUUCCAAUAUAGUUAAUGGCGUCCGAUUACGGAGGGCUUUAUCGCCCUCAUUCUACUCACAUUCUUCACUCCCACACAGUAUCGCAACCACAGUGUGUUGGACACGAACAAGGAAGGUUGCAUCAUCACCAUUUACAGCAUGAUCAACAUGGGCUAAGUGCUCGCCUUAACUCUCACCCUCAACCUCAGUUUCAUAUUCACCCACAUCCGCAUCCGCAUCCUUUGUCUUCAGCUCAGUCCCAUGACUUGCAUUGGGUGAUACAGAGAGAAAUCGAGGAGGAGAUGCUCAGACACGAGAUAAUCAUGUACAAGAUCCUUACAAGGCGCGCCUUGGAGGCUGAGUUAAGGAGGGACCUGAUGAUGGUUGAAACCUUUCUUAGGAGAGGACACAAUGUGCUUCCACUGGCAGAGACGAUGGCUGAGGAGAGGUUUCUUGACGAAAGAAGUACGUUGCUCUCGCAGAGGCACAUGUUGAACGACAUGUGUGAGGGUGGACGAUCUGAAUCCUUACCGUUUCAGAGAGCAUCAAUUGAUGAGAGAAUGGGAAGAGACUCAAUGGCAAAAGAGUCAGAGGUCAAGCAUGUCUUGGAGGUCCGCAACAAAAAGAACGAAAUAAUUUUAGAGGCUAAGCCAGUCGAAAAUAUAACUGGAGCUAAGAGGGCUAACCCUGGAUCGGGCACCAGUGCCCAAUCAGAUGGCAACUUGAAGAAGCAGAAGAGAGUGAAAGAGGAGUGGAGUUGCACCCUCUGCCAAGUUACUGCAACCAGCGAACAUACUCUGAAUGAGCACCUUAAGGGAAAGAGGCACCAGUCAAAGGUGGCUGCGUUGAAGGCGAACAAAUCUAUGAUAGGGCUUUGUACAAAAAAUGCUGCCAAGCCUAUCCAGAGUUCAGGAACAUCCAAUCAAGUCAUAGAAGUGAAACUUACACCCACACCUUUGUCAUUUGGUAAGCCCGGCUCUGAGACAGAUUGGCUGCUGCCGUUGCAGGGAAAUCCCAACCCAGACAACUUGAAGAAGGAAGAAUCAGUAGUGACUCCAAAAGGAAAACAGAAGGGUGAAGAUAAGAAGGAAACAUAUAAAUUUUGGUGUGAGAUGUGCCAGGUUGGUGUGCUCACUGAGAAGGUCAUGAAAAUGCACCAACAGGGUAAAAAACAUAAACGUCGUCUUCUUCAAACCAAGUAGUGGAGAAAACAGUUGCAGAAGAUCUCACAGCUGUGAAGACAAGUCUCUGGUGAUGCUUGCUUGAGUUGAGCUGCUAUGGUUCAUGUCCAAUUAGUCAAAUGCUGUUUGCUAUGGCGAAUCCGUUCCCAUUUAACAAUAUAAGCUGUCUUCUUCUUAUUUCUACAGUUUGAGUUUAAGAAACUAUAAACAGUCUUCAUGUUUGUCCAA